AUGAAGCAGCGCCAGCAACCCGUAGAACGACGAUCUGGCGGCAUCGCGCAGUUUAACCAAGAAACUGGUUGUUUUGAGUACUACGGAUCAUUCAGCGCCAUUCUCAUCGCUCCAUGGGAUCUAGGUCAAACAUCAGCAAUUUCAAUUGCUUCCCAUCUUGGCAAAAGACUGAGACAACUAGAAGAUGGCCUUGAUAACGAUGUCCGUAUCCCAAUGGCCACUCGGCGCCGAAUUGAUGCGAUUUCUCAACGUCGACCAUCCCAUGAUACAGACCCUAAAGGUCCCGUCUUAGAUGAGCUACCUAGCUUUUGCGAUUAUGUCAUGCCACUGAAUGCUCCGUCCAGUGACCGAUUUUUAAAUGAAAGCAUAGCUGAUAGGCACGUCAAUAGUUUCUUUGGAAGUAUCCACAUUCUCAUUCCUAUCCUGAACCCUACAGCUUUCAAAGCACAAUAUGUGUCAUUACGGCAACUAUUAGGCGACGGACGGCUUUCCAUCCCUACCCAAGAGGAUCCCACACGACCACAGUUCGUAUGUCUCAUGUACGCCGUCCUAGCCCUCGGCGCGCUAUAUGAGCACGAACAAGAAGACAGUUCAUCAUGGGCCCAAUGGUACUUUUCCAGAGCUCAAGGCAUUCUUGGGCGUCUCCUGAAUGCCAGUAACUUGAGUUUAGUUCAAGCUUCGCUAUUUCUGGUUCGUAUUGUGGCCUAUAUCCUCAAUGGUAUCGCAGCGCGACUGGCCUUCUCAAACGGGUUGAAUAUUGAAUCAUUGCAUAGCUCACUUCCAGUUGAUACUCAAGAAGCCAAACGUACGUGGUGGUUGAUCUAUAUUCAGGAAGUGGAACUAUGCCUCGAUUCCGGCCGCCCCAUGUGCUUCGGGUCGUCGGACAUGAACAUACACUAUCCAACAAUGCAUCUACUACCGAAUGGCGAAGUCAAUCCCGUAUCGAAGCAAGACAUGUUCAUCCCUUUACUGGUCGGAAUUACCAAAAUCGUGAAUAGGAUUAUCGAUCUCUCCGCAGAGCCUUCCGAGCCAGGGAAUUCGAAAUUGGAGCGGCAGAAAAAGCUCCUCUGCGAGUUGGACCAUUGGCGGGCCUCCCUACCGCAGCACCUAUGCUUCGCAGAUUCUGACCGCGAAAUCAACGACAAUGAUAGCUUGACAUCUUUAUACACUUGGGAAUCAAGACAACAAAGUAGUCUUCAAAUACAUUACUACCUCGCUAUUAUCAUUUUGUUCCAAGAUCCCAUUUCAACUACCCCGGCUGAUGGGCAUGCGCCGAGGGGUCAGGCAUCACAUCAACUUCACCAGUCGUGUCAUCUAAAUGCCGCUAGGAAUAUGAUCCGCCAUAUCCACAGGCUCUUGACCCUAGCGCCACACCUACGACGUUGGACUUAUUAUUGCUUUUACUGUCUUCAAGCGGUUCUUGCAAUACUACCUCAGGUCACGAGCGAUUAUUCUCGUACCCAAUCCCAGAUACGCGAAGAAGCCAGCAUUUCGACAAGCUCGCAGCAAGGCAAUAAAAAACCGGACGAGAAUGAUAGGAAGCUGUACAAUCUUGCUAUUGAGAUUUUUGAACAAAUAAAACUGAAGGCCUCACAGCGCUGUGCUGACGUGAUACGUCAUUACCUCAACACAUGGGAAUCAAAUCGGACAAAGAACGGUACAAGUGCUGCUUCUCAUGCUAGCAGCCAUAGUUUUGGUGAUGGUGCAAGGCAGCAGUCGUUGCCAUCUACCUCAACUCCUCUAUUACCAUUAGAUCAUUCUCAAUCCUCUGACCAUGAGACUGAAGCCUCUUGUUUGUCGUCAGACGCCGCUCAAGCCAGGCCUGGAGAUGCUAGUAUUGUCGAAAGUGUCAGCUGUAGUGACCUCACUCCUCCAUGCGUCUCUCUAAGCGAGUUCCAGGCGCAGCUGUAUAGCGCUUUCUAUGGAAAUCCAAACGACGGCUUCGACUUCGACCAGCAGUCUUCCUUUCCUGGUCUCGAAACCCUUGGGGGUUAUACAGUGAGAUCCAACACGGUUGGUACACAGGAUGGCGGCUGGACUACUUACGAUCAGUAG
Fusarium sp. VM40 is the source of this 2055-nucleotide messenger RNA. The record is from the annotation of a GenBank genome assembly. NCBI's taxonomy places the organism in Eukaryota, Fungi, Ascomycota, Sordariomycetes, Hypocreales, Nectriaceae.